CUGAGGUACACUGAUAAAAAUAUAAACAGUAUACGGCAGUCAACCGUAUCCACACACACAACUUGACUUCGGCAGUCCCACAGUAAGAUGCAACGCUUUAUCACGUGAGAAAUUGAUCCUCAAUUGUCAGCUGAGCACUAUUAGGUCCCAAGGGGGACGGGAGGGAAGAAGGGACGUUACCCCGGAAUGAGAGAGAGGCUGAAUCGUACCCGGAAAUGGCUCUACACAAGGCAAAGUCUGAUGAUGAGUUUGAAAUCAUUGAAAUGCAGGAUUGUAAAGGUAUAGAUGAGGAUGGAUUGGAAAUGACAGACAUGAAAAAGCCCAGAUCGCCAAAGUCACCCAAGAUACACAUCUCCAGAACCAAAAACAACAACGAGUCAAGUCAUAAUGAAAAUAUCGAACUUUUGCACGAAAGACGAGACAAGCUAACUAAUUUAGCAGCUUCCUCGGAAAACCUGGCAAACAAGACACAGCAAUACCGAGACAACAUGAAGGCUGUUAAUAAGACCAUGGCCAGACGGUACAGGUUGUCCAAUCGGCGGCUCACCAUCGUCAUCGUCGUUCUCUCAGUUCUUGUGGUGGUUGCUUUGGUGGUAGCUGUGGUGGUACUCACAAACAAAUCAUAACUGUUCCAUCAGCCUUCUCUUGCCUUGCCAUACGGAAUCCUUCGUAAGAUACCAGCUUUUUUUUCGAAUUCAAUUUUUUUUAAAUUUUUUAUUGCCUUACACUAACUUUUUAUCUAAUGAAUGAAUGUUGUGUGCGGGUUUUUUAUAUUUCAUUUUUUUGAUCAACAUGUAAGUGAAAAGUAUUAACUCCAAGUUUAAUACAUGUAAAUGUUAGCUUAUCGUUUGGUUGUAAAGGUCACAGUAUAUAUAUAGGUGUCAAACUUGUAAGCAAAGCUUAGCUUUUUCUAAUUGUGUGUACAUUCAAUAACUGGCAGUAUGGUUAUUAUAAUUAUGACACAUAAUAUAUCUAUAAAGUUCCAAUGGUUGCUUAAACUUUCAAUAUUUUACAAUGUACAUAAUAUGCAAGUUUACUCAUUUUUACAUUAACGUUUAUAUUUGUGCAAUACAGUUUUUAAUAUUUGUCGAAUUCUAAUGUGUUUUUUUCUGAAUAAAGGGUCUGUUUAUAAAA
Molecule: messenger RNA, 1134 nt
Organism: Magallana angulata
Lineage: Eukaryota; Metazoa; Mollusca; Bivalvia; Ostreida; Ostreidae
Exons: 5
Coding region: 216-626 (136 amino acids)
Source: RefSeq, a predicted model, not a curated record